AUGGAUUUUAAUCUUAUCCAAUUAAAACCUAUUGGAUCGGUCUGUUACGAGCCAGAUCUGAAUCACCUCGCCUGCGAGGAAGUGAUGCGCCUUUCGAAAGACAGUGGAUGGAGGGCGGCCCAACCCGGUGCAUUGCAGGAUUGGGUGUGGGAGGCUGGCCAGUCCGAUGAAGAGGCAUGUCCAUUAGGAUCCCAAAUGGCGAACCACACUUCGUGUCACCAGGGGCGCAUUCCUCUCUACUCGGCGAUGGUGAAUUCAGCCAAGCACGUUCAAGAAGCGGUUUUGUUUGCCUACCAGCACAACCUUCGCCUAACCAUUCGUAACACGGGUCAUGAUCUGGCCGGACGAUCUGGCUCCGCCAACUCGUUGCAGAUCAACACCCAUCUCCUGCAGGACACCCAGUUCCACAAGGAUUUCCAACUUCACAGUUCCCGUAAAUCCCUUGGACCAGCGGUGAGUAUUGGGGCCGGUGUGAUGAUGGGAGACCUCUAUGCUAGGGCAGCUGCUAAGGGCUAUAUUCCGGUCGGCGGCGACUGCCCCACAGUGGGAGCUGCAGGCGGGUUUCUCCAAGGAGGAGGAGUCUCCGACUUUCUGAGUCUGCACCAUGGACUGGCAGUUGAUAAUGUUCUGGAAUUUGAAGUUGUGACCGCCAGUGGUGAACUUGUUCUAGCCAAUUCUAUACAAAACCCGGAUCUAUUUUGGGCACUGCGAGGAGGCGGUGGUGGUACAUUUGGAGUCGUUACUCGAGCCACUGUUCGGGUUUUCACUGAUGUCCCUGUCGUGGUUGCCGAACUCGGUUUUCGGAGACCCCAUUCUCAUGCGGAUUGGUCUCAAACGCUUGCGUUAUUUUUUACCAUCUUGCAGUCCCUAAACCGUGAAAAUGUUGGUGGCCAGCUGGUCAUUGCUGUCCUGCCUGAGCAGACCAUCCAGGCAAGCCUCAAGAUGUUCUUUCUCAACCAGACCGAGACUUUGAAAGUCGAUCAGCGCAUGCAGCCAUUUGUCAACGAAUUGAAUCAUAUAGAGAGACAAGCGACGUAUAAAUCAACCGAAUUCUCCACGCUCAGCAGCAACUAUCGACAAGUCCCCGACGUUCACACCGAUAACGACUACGGUGUGCUUGGGUCCACGGUUGCGAUUUCCAAUCAACUAUUUAACGCUUCCGAGGGACCCGCUCAUGUAGCACAGGCUCUGGCGAGACUCCCCCUUUCCUCGGGUGAUUUGCUGUUUACCAGUAACCUGGGAGGGCGGACCACGGAAAAUGGAAACCUCGUCAACACAUCCAUGCAUCCGGCUUGGAGGGCUUCGGCUCAACUGAUCAACUUUGUGCGGCCCGUCGAUCCGUCCAGUAAAGGACGAGCGGAUGCAUUGCAUAACCUAAACAACAUUCACAUGCCCUUACUUUACGCGAUUGAUCCAGGAUUCCGGCUAUCAUAUCGAAAUGUGGGAGAUCCAAGCGAGAAAGAUUUCCAGCAGGUUUAUUGGGGGAAGAAUUACGCCCGUCUUUCACAAGUCAAACGCACGUGGGACCGGAAUGGACUGAUGUUCAGCAAAUUAGGGGUAGGGAGUGAGGAAUGGGAUUCGGAGGGCAUCCAAUUUGAGGAAUCCAUUCCCGAUCAAGUCACAGCUGGGCUGUCAAAGACGUGCAAAACCCUCCCAGCUCUUCUGUUCUACAGUAGUGAGGGGAUCCGACACUGGAUUCGACAUUCUACCGCCCCGGACUUUUACCCACGACAUGAAGAACUGCGCAUACUCCGUGCCCGAGCGACGGAAAUGGCCGCAUCGAUUGCCAACAACAGUGUAGUGGUCGAUCUCGGAAGUGCAAGCUUGGACAAAGUUCUACCUUUGCUGGAAGCGUUAGAGGCAGCGAAGAAGAGCGUCACAUUCUACGCGCUCGACCUGAACUUUUCGGAGCUGAAGUCUACCCUAGAGGCUCUACCCGUAGAGCGGUUUAAGUCUGUGCAAUUUGGUGCACUGCAUGGAACAUUCGAAGACGGGGUGCAGUGGUUGAAAAAUACCCCGGGAGUGCAGGACUUACCACACUGUCUCCUAUUGUUCGGGCUGACGGUGGGCAACUUCUCGCGGCCCAACGCCACCAAAUUCCUCCAGGACAUUGCAUUGGGAGCGCUGGCCUCCAGCUCAGCUCACAGUUCUAUCCUCCUAAGUUUGGACAGUUGCAAAUUCCCAACGAAAGUGCUGCGCGCCUAUACGGCCGAAGGUGUGGUCCCCUUUGCGCUGGCGUCGCUCAAGUACGGGAACACGCUGUUUGCUUCAGUUGGGGAGGACCGUCCAGUCUUCCAAGUUGACGACUGGCAUUUCCUCAGCGAAUGGAACUACGCUCUGGGGCGGCAUGAGGCGAGCCUCAUCACCAAAGGGCGAGAUAUAAGGUUGGGCUCUCCCUUGCACCACAUAGUUGUGGAAAAGCACGAGAAGGUCAGGUUCGGGUGCAGCUACAAGUACGACGCGAGCGAACGAGAAGAUCUGUUUAGGUUGGCCGGAUUGGAUAACGUGGGCGAGUGGUCGUUAGAGGGGUGUGAUGUUGCGUUCUACCAACUCAGACUAUGUCCAAAUUGA
Molecule: messenger RNA, 2571 nt
Organism: Penicillium canescens
Lineage: Eukaryota; Fungi; Ascomycota; Eurotiomycetes; Eurotiales; Aspergillaceae
Product: CAZyme family AA7
Exons: 5
Coding region: 1-2571 (856 amino acids)
Molecular function (GO): FAD binding; oxidoreductase activity
Source: RefSeq, a predicted model, not a curated record